AUGAUUCCUUUGGUUCUCUUUGGACUUUUCGGGCAAGCAAUCUCCUUGCCCGCGAGACUUUCACCGACCGUCUCAGUCAAGAACGGCACCUACGCUGGUGUUUAUAGUCCGCAGUAUGACCAAGAUUUCUUCCUUGGCAUGCCCUAUGCUCAGCCGCCCGAGAGAUUCACGUUGGCUAAAGAACUGGACACGGCGUGGAAUGGAACUAACCAAGCUGUCGAGUACCCGUCCCACUGCUUUGGCUAUGGCUCCGAUCAGAUCGGAUACGCCCAGUCCGAGGACUGCCUCUAUCUGAAUGUCGUGCGACCUGCUGGCAUAAAAGAUACCUCCAACCUCCCUGUUGCCGUCUGGAUCCACGGAGGAGGUUUGUUCAUGGGCGGCUCUGCUGACCGGAGGUACAAUCUGUCAUUUAUCGUGGAGCGCAGCGUCGAGAUGAAGACUCCCGUCAUCGGCGUAAGCAUCAACUAUCGCCUUUCUGCUCUCGGCUUCCCUUGCGGUAAGGAGGCCUUGGACGAGGGGAUUACCAACCUUGGGUUCCGAGACCAACGUCUCGCCCUGCGGUGGGUUAAUGAAAACAUUGGAGCUUUUGGUGGCUCUCCCGACAAGGUUACAAUUUUUGGUGAAAGCUCGGGCGCUGAGAGUGUCUCUGCUCAGGUCUUUGCAUAUAAUGGACGCGGGGAUGGUCUGUUCCGAGGUGCCAUCGCUCAGUCUGGUUUCGGCGGCGCCAUCGGCAGAUUCCCAGGGGGCUUCAAUGCGACCGCCGACAUGCAGGGUGUAUAUGAUGCUCUGGUCGGUAACGUCACUUCGUGUGCGGACUUGGUUGGGAAGCCAGAGUCUCUAGAGUGCCUACGAAAAGUACCCUUCGAAGAGAUCAACCAUGCGUUGAACGUGAGCAGUGUUGGACCAUGGCCUCCAGUGCUGGACCAUGACUUCAUUGCCGACUAUCCGGCAAAUCAGGUCGCCAAUGGAGAUUUCCCCAAGAUCCCGAUACUUGUUGGUGCCAACUCAGAUGAAGGAUCCGCCUUUGGUUCGGGCAAGGGACCCAACGGUGGCGGAGUCAACACAGACGAUGAGAUGCGGGAUGCAAUCGAAAGCAUAACCCCUGCUGACGCAGAAGUCCACUCUGGUAAGUCUGUUGAUGAGUUGGUUGAUGAACUCAUGGCCCUCUACCCCAACGAUCAGCGAGUGGGCAUCCCGUCUCUAGAGACCUGGCCCCAUGUCAUUGAGCCGGGGGACACCUUUGCGCAACAACUUGGAGCCCAGUAUCGACGAACGGGCGCUCUGUUCGGCGACUUCUCCAUGCAGUAUCAGAGACGUCGUGCCAACAAGGCCUGGGCAAAACACGGCCUUCCGAGCUACACAUAUCGCUUCAACGUCACCGUAAAUGGUUUGCCACCGUUCACUGGCGCAACACACUUCCAAGAGGUUGCCUUUGUUUUCAACAACAUCAACGGAGACGGAUACAGCACGAACCCAUUUGGUGGGAACGGGACAUACCCGGAAAAGGCCAAGGCGCUGGCCAAGGCGAUGUCCUCUUCGUGGAUCAGUUUCUUUGCCAACCUCGAUCCCAACGGAAGCCAUGACUUGGGUCUUCCAGAUGGCCAAGACUGGCCAGUUUACUCUACUUCAUCGGAUGUUCCUGAUGGGGACGGUAUUGUCUUUGAUGUAAAUAGAAACCAUAUUGAAGUCGAUGAUUGGAGAGCAGGAGGAAUGGACUGGAUGAACGAACAUGGUUUGACGGUCUUUGGGAAUUAA
This is a messenger RNA of Fusarium keratoplasticum, 1755 nucleotides long. Its product is annotated as Carboxylic ester hydrolase. Lineage: Eukaryota; Fungi; Ascomycota; Sordariomycetes; Hypocreales; Nectriaceae. Bases 1 to 1755 code for a protein of 584 amino acids. The transcript is spliced from 4 exons. The record is from RefSeq and is a predicted model, not a curated record.